This is a messenger RNA of Ricinus communis (castor bean), 756 nucleotides long. RefSeq lists its product as uncharacterized. The record is from RefSeq and is a predicted model, not a curated record. The transcript has 2 exons. Lineage: Eukaryota; Viridiplantae; Streptophyta; Magnoliopsida; Malpighiales; Euphorbiaceae. The coding region runs from base 1 to 756 and encodes 251 amino acids.
AUGGAUUUUGUAUCAGGUUUACCCUUUACUUUUGCUGGUUAUGACUCCAUCUGGGUAAUUGUGGAUCGAUUGACUAAGUCAGCGCAUUUUCUUCCGGUAAAGACUACCUACUCUAUAGCAAAGUAUGCAAGAGUGUAUCUGGAAAGGAUUGUCGUCUUCACGGCCUCGGUUUCCAUAGUGGUCGAUAGGGGCAAUUUACUUCAAGGUUUUGGAAAAGUUACAAGAGGAACUUGGUACCAGGUUGGACUUCAGUACGGCCUUCCAUCCUCAGACGGACGGACAAUCAGAAAGGACUAUUCAGACCUUAGAGGAUAUGCUUCGGAUGUGCGUGAUAGACUUUGGUGGUCAAUGGGAUUGGUGUCUCCUAUGCGUGGUGUGUUGCGGUUCGGCCAGAAGGGCAAAUUGGCACCUCGUUAUGUGGGACCCUUUGAGGUUAUUGACAGAAUUGGAGAUGUGGCAUACAUGCUGGACUUGCCAGCGAACUUCUCGCAUGUGCAUCCGGUAUUCCACAUAUCGAUGUUAAGAAAGUAUAUUUCAGACCCUUCGCAUGUGUUUCAACCACAAAAUGUGGAAGUUGGUGAAGAUUUGACUUUCGAGGAGCAACCAGUCAGGAUUGUGGAUACUCAAGUUCGCCAGCUGCGCUCUAAAAUUAUUCCGAUAGUCAAAGUUUUGUGGCGGAAUCAUUUGUCUGAAGAGUGUACCUGGGAAACUGAGCAGGAAAUGAGAAGUCUCUACCCUCAUUUAUUUCAAUCCUAA